Molecule: messenger RNA, 14190 nt
Organism: Esox lucius (northern pike)
Lineage: Eukaryota; Metazoa; Chordata; Actinopteri; Esociformes; Esocidae
Gene: dnah9
Product: dynein, axonemal, heavy chain 9
Exons: 76
Coding region: 53-13447 (4464 amino acids)
Biological process (GO): microtubule-based movement
Cellular component (GO): dynein complex
Molecular function (GO): dynein light intermediate chain binding; dynein intermediate chain binding; minus-end-directed microtubule motor activity
Source: RefSeq, a predicted model, not a curated record
CCAUUCGGGCAGUGGUUUGUAGAAUUGUCGAAGACGAUAAAAAACAAAAAAAAUGGAAGAUUCGCCGGCGGAGGACAGGAGAUUCGAAUUUAUACACGAGUAUGUGUUGAAGACUCUAAAACUGAAACAGGACCGGUGGCAGAAAUGUAUUUCCAAUGAAGACAAUAAACAAGUUAUUCACGAGUUCUUGGACAAAUCCGACCAAACUACACUGGUUAUAUCUCUGAGUGGAGCUGGCCACUUGGUACCCGCUCUCGGGUUUCCCUCUACAUCGAAACAUAAGGCUGUUUAUUUCGUCAAAAAGAGUAAAAUAGCUCUAACCCCUGACUCGAUGAAAAGUCAAUUGGUUUAUGGAGACCUGUCCUACGCGCCACUUGACCAGUUUUCUGCGCUGGUGGAAGAGGUUGUGGUCCCAUUGCUGUCCAACGGUAGGAACCACAAUGAAUGGCCACAGGUGGUAUCCCAGGACAUUCAGCGCCAUGUUAAUUCCCUAAAAACCAAAGUGUUUGUAGUGUCUGGCCAGGUCAAAGGCAAGACCCUACUGCCUUUACCACCUGGGGCUGAGAGAGUGGAGCAGGCUGCCAUUGAGAGAGAAAAGAGGGGGGACGUAGUGGACAAGAGCAUUAUCCAUGCCAUAGAGUCAGUGGUAAUCGAGUGGAGCCACCAGAUCCGUGGGGUCCUAAAGAAGGACUCGUCUGAGCCUCUGCUGGGGGGAGAGAUCCCUACACCACAAACUGAGCUCAACUUCUGGAGGAACAGAUAUGCAGACCUGCAGUGCAUCCACUCUCAGUUCAAGUCCUCCAAGGUGACCAAGAUGGCCCAACUGCUGGAGGCUAUGGAAAGCAGCUACUGGCCUGCCUUUAAAGACAUGCUGCAGGACGUACUAGCAGCGUUAGAGGAGGCCAGGGACAUCUGCGCGUACUUGCAUCCGUUGCAGCGCCUAUUUGAGGACUUGGAGAAUAUGGAGUUCCCUGAGGUCAAAGGUCAGAUCGGUCCUCUGAUGCACGUGGUGUGCCUGGUGUGGUCCAAUUCAGGUUACUACAACACCCCAGCACGCCUCAUCGUCCUGCUCCAGGAGACGUGCAGUCUGCUCAUACAACAGGCACGGUUGUAUCUGAGUCCAGAGGAGGUUCUGAAGGGAGAUGUGUCUGAGGGCCUGUUUAAGGUCCAAACCUCCCUAGAUGUCCUGAACACCUUCAGACUGACCUAUAAUGAGAGGAAGGCAAGCCUGAGCCAGUACCAGAGGAACGGCAGGGAGGUCCGACUCUGGGACUUCAACCCACUCAUGGUCUUCUCUGGCUUUGACUGUUUUAUUAAUCGGGUCAAGACCAUUGAGGAGGUCCUGCUGACAGCGGUGGACCUGCUGAAGUUGGAGAAGGUGGAGUUUGGGGGCAUCAGAGGCAGAGCUCUCAGCCAUCAGGUCUCGCUGCUCUACCAAGAGUUCCUGGACACAUAUAAAGUCUUUUCUGAGGAGCCCUACGACUGUCUUGACGUCAGCAACAUGGCGUUUGAGGCAGACGUGCGUGACUUCAGAUACAAGGUGGAUGAUACAGACCGUCGUUUGGGGGCAGUCUUCUGUCAGUCCUUUGAUGACGCCUCUGGACUGGAACAUGCGUUCAAGGUGCUGGAUAUGUUUGGUAGCCUGUUAGAGCGCCCCCUCAUGGCAGCGGAAGCUCAGAACAGAUACCCUGUCCUCAUCAGCCUGUUUGACAGAGAGCUAGACUGCUGCAAAGAGCUCUUCAAAAAACACACCCAGACAGCUGAGGAACUGGGUUACACCCCUGUGAGUAGGAACAUGCCAGCUGUAGCAGGAGGUCUGAGGUGGGCUCAGCAACUGCAGGAGAGAAUACAGAUCCCCUUCUCCAAGUUCAGAUACAUCACCUACCCAUGUCUGGAGUCCCCAGAUGGCCAGAGAGCUGUGCAGAAGUAUGAGGAGAUGAUGCGGUUAUUGGACAGGUGCGCAGGUCAACUCUACGACGUGUGGACGGAGACGGUGGCUGAGAAGUCCCAGUACAAUCUGAACCUCCCCCUCAUUAGCCGAGACCCCAGCACCCGCCUGAUCUCUGUCAACUUCAGCCCACAGUUGGUGUCUGUCCUGAGAGAGGUGAGAUACCUGGAGGCCCGGCAGACUGAGUCCAUCCCGGAGACUGCGGUUCAGGUGUACAGCCGGAGGGGUCAGCUGUGGCAGCAUGUAACCAACCUGGAACUCACGGCCAGGAGAUAUAACAAGGUGGUGAGCUCAGUGCUGGAGGUGGAAGAACCCCUGGUCUGGGGACAGCUCAGAGACAUCGACACGUGCCUGAAACAGGCAGAGGAGGAAAUCAACUGGGACAGCCAAGGUAUUUGGGAGUACAUCCAGGAGUUGCGAGAUUGUGUGUCUGACCUGGAGAGAAGGUUCCAGAGGACAAAGGACCAUGUUGAGGAGAUCCAGGACUGUAUGAGGGCCUGGGCCACCCCCCUUUAUGACCGCAGAGAGGGCAAGAAAGACACUCUGCUCAGCCUGGAGGACAGGGCCGACAGGCUGGAGAGGUGUUACGCACAAAUACGCUCCUCUGGAGACAAGAUACACUUCUUGCUGAAGAGUAACCUGGAGUUGUUCAGAGCAGACCCGGGGUCUGAGGAGUGGAGAGCCUAUGUGGACUAUAUUGACGACAUGGUCCUGGACGGAUUCUUCAGCAGCAUUGAGUGCUCACUCAAGUUCUUCCUCGACAACACCGACCAGCGUGGCGGUGUGGCCCCGCUGUUUGAAGCCCAGCUGGACUUGAGGGUGCCUGAAAUGGUGUUCAACCCAUCGCUGGAGUACGGAGCUUCCGAUAGCUUCUAUGACCUAGUGGAGAGCCUGGUCAAUGAUAUCUACAGAACGUCUUCUCUGGUGCCACGUCUGGCCUCGCACAGCAGCUUCCCACACUACCAGGCUGACAUGGAGGACAUGGCUGACCUAGCCGACAUGCGACAGCUGCUGAUGGAGCGGGUGCAGGGAGCCAUGGCAACAUGCUGCGAGUACCGCAACUCACUGGAGGGCUACGCAUACCUGUACGUGGACGACAGGAAGGAGUUCAUGCGUCAGUUCCUGUUGUACGGCCAUGCGCUGACCAGUCAGGAGAUAGAGGCCCACGCAGAGGACGGAGUCCCUGAGAACCCUCCUACGCUGGAGCAGUUCAGAGAGCAGGUGGAUGGGUACGAGCGAAUCCACGAGGAGGUGCAGGGAAUGGAGCCAGUGUGUGUGUUCCACGGAUGGAUGAGGGUGGACGGACGACUGUUUAAAACUGCUCUCCUCAACAUCAUCAAGAAGUGGAGUCUCAUGUUCAAGCAACACCUCAUUGACCAUGUCACACACAGCCUGUCAGACCUGGAGGUGUUUAUCGGUGUAGCCGAGCAGGGGCUGGGCCACAGGGUGGAGGAGGGUGACUAUGAUGGCCUGGUCGGGGUCAUGGGUCACCUGCUGGCUGUGAAGGAGAGACAGGUUGGCACAGAUGCCAUGUUUGAGCCGCUCCAACAGACCAUCAUGCUGCUCAAGACCUAUGACCAGGACCUACCUGAUGUGGUCUACAGACAGCUGGAGGAGCUCCCAGAGAAGUGGACCAAUGUCAAAAAGCAGGCGUUGAUAGUGAAGCAGCAGGUGGCUCCUCUGCAGGCCAGCGAAGUGGCCGGGUUGCGCCGGAGAUGUGCCGCAUUCGACGUCGAGCAGCACACCUUCAGAGAGGGUUUCAGGAAGAACGGGCCCUUCAGGUUUGACAGCCAGAAGCCAUAUGCCAUGCUGGACGUGGCCCACACACAGAUCCAGGAGAAGGAGGCUGUGAUGGCUGGCCUGGUAGAGUCUGCCAGCCUGUUUGAGGUGACUGUCUCCGACUACAGACAACUGCGGCAGUGCAGGCGUGAGGUGGGCCUGCUGAAGGAGCUGUGGGACAUGAUCGCCACGGUCGACAGCAGCAUGUCUGCCUGGAGGACCACCCCGUGGAGAGACAUUAACGUCCAGGAAAUGGAACUGGAGUGCAAACGAUUCAGCAAAGACAUCAGGGCACUGGAUAAGGAGGUGCGAUCGUGGGAUGCUUUCUCAGGUCUGGACAGUAGAGUAAAGAACCUUCUGACCUCGUUGAGGGCUGUGGCAGAGCUCCAGAACCCGGCCAUACGGGCCAGACACUGGCACCAGCUCAUGGCUGCCACGGGGGUUCGCUUCACCAUGGAUGACGAGACCACCCUGGCAGACCUGCUGCAGCUCAACCUGCACUCCUUCGAGGAGGAGGUCAGGGGCAUCGUGGACAAGGCUGUCAAAGAGAUGGGCAUGGAGAAGGUGCUCUCUGAACUCAACUCUACAUGGACAGGUAUGCAGUUCCAGUAUGAGCCUCACCAUCGUACCCAGGUGCCCCUACUUCGCUCAGACGAGGAACUCAUUGAGACCCUGGAGGACAACCAGGUGCAGCUGCAGAACCUCAUGUCCUCCAAGUAUGUCGCCCACUUCCUGGAGGAGGUUUCGUCUUGGCAGCGGAAGUUGUCUGUGGCUGACGGAGUGAUCUCCAUCUGGUUUGAGGUGCAGCGAACCUGGACCCACAUGGAGAGCAUCUUCAUAGGCUCUGAGGACAUCCGCUCACAGCUGCCUGAGGACUCCAAACGCUUUGAAGGGAUUGAUGCGGAUUUCAAAGAACUGGCAAACACGGCCCAUAAAACACCCAACGUGGUGGAGGCCACCAAUAAAGAGGGCUUGUUUAGCCAACUGGAGGACAUUCAGAGCAGGCUGUCCCUGUGUGAGAAGGCCUUGACUGAGUAUCUGGACACCAAGCGUCUAGCCUUCCCCAGAUUCUACUUCAUAUCCUCUGCUGACAUGUUGGACAUCCUGUCUAAUGGAACCAGCCCCCUUCAGGUCCAGAAACAUCUGUCCAAGCUGUUCGACAACACAGCGAAGAUGCAGUUUGAGACAGAUGUGGAGGGAAACCCUACUAAGACAGGCCUGGGCAUGUUUAGUAGGGAAGAGGAGUACGUCCCAUUUAACCAGCCCUGUGACUGCACUGGACAGGUGGAGGUGUGGUUAAACCGUGUUCUGGACACCAUGCGGAAUACGGUGCGUCAUGAGAUGACCGAGGGAGUGAUGGCCUACGAGGACAAAGCUAGAGAACAGUGGCUGUUUGACUAUCCCGCGCAGGUGGCCCUUACAUGCACUCAGAUCUGGUGGACAUCAGAUGUGGGCAUGGCAUUUUCCCGCCUCGAGGAGGGAUAUGAGAACGCCAUGAAGGAGUACUACAGGAAGCAGGUGGCCCAGCUCAACACACUAAUCUCCAUGCUGAUUGGACAGCUGUCACCGGGCGACCGUCAGAAGGUCAUGACCAUCUGUACCAUAGACGUCCAUGCCAGGGAUGUGGUCGCUAAGGUCAUCGCUCAGAAGGUGGAGAACUCGCAGGCGUUUGUAUGGCUGUCUCAACUUCGUCAUCGCUGGGAUGAGAAGGAGAGACACUGUUUCGCCAACAUCUGUGAUGCCCAGUUCCUCUAUUCAUACGAAUACCUGGGCAACACCCCCCGACUGGUUAUCACCCCCCUGACUGACAGGUGCUACAUCACUCUGACUCAGUCCCUUCACCUGACUAUGAGUGGAGCCCCAGCAGGUCCAGCCGGCACCGGGAAGACAGAGACCACCAAGGAUCUGGGCCGAGCCCUUGGGAUCAUGGUCUAUGUAUUCAACUGCUCCGAACAGAUGGACUACAAGUCAUGUGGGAACAUCUAUAAAGGACUGGCCCAGACAGGAGCGUGGGGCUGCUUUGACGAGUUCAACAGGAUCUCUGUGGAGGUGUUGUCUGUGGUCGCUGUGCAGGUGAAGAGCAUCCAGGACGCCAUCCGAGACAAGAAGCGGAGGUUUAACUUCAUGGGAGAGGAGGUGAAUCUGUCCCCCUCUGUUGGCAUCUUUAUCACUAUGAACCCAGGCUAUGCUGGCAGGACAGAACUACCAGAGAACCUCAAGGCCCUGUUCAGGCCGUGUGCCAUGGUGGUGCCAGACUUUGAGCUGAUCUGUGAGAUCAUGCUGGUGGCUGAAGGCUUCCUUGAUGCCAGAGUCCUGGCCAGGAAGUUCAUCACCCUCUACACACUUUGCAAAGAGCUGCUCUCCAAACAGGACCACUAUGACUGGGGGCUGAGGGCCAUCAAGUCUGUCCUCGUCGUGGCUGGCUCUCUGAAACGAGGUGACCCAGACCGACCGGAGGACCAGGUUCUGAUGCGUGCUCUGAGGGACUUCAACAUCCCUAAGAUUGUGACCGAUGACAUGUCAGUCUUCAUGGGGCUUAUCGGAGAUCUCUUCCCAGCGCUGGACGUUCCCAGGAAGAGAGACCUGGAGUUUGAGAAGCAAGUCAAGCAGUCUGUUCUGGACCUCAAACUACAGGCUGAGGACAGUUUUGUACUGAAGGUAGUACAGCUGGAAGAGUUGUUGGCAGUGCGCCACUCUGUGUUCGUGGUGGGAAACGCAGGUACAGGAAAGAGCCAAGUGAUGAGGUCACUCCAAAAGACCUAUCAGAACAUGAAGCGGAGGCCCGUGUGGGCGGACCUUAACCCAAAAGCUGUGACCAACGACGAGCUGUUUGGCAUCAUCAACCCUGCAACAAGGGAGUGGAAGGAUGGCUUGUUCUCAAAUAUCAUGCGGGAGCUGGCCAACCUCAGUCACACUGGGCCUAAAUGGAUCGUUCUGGACGGAGACAUAGACCCAAUGUGGAUCGAGUCUCUCAACACUGUCAUGGAUGACAACAAGGUGUUAACCCUGGCCAGUAAUGAACGCAUACCUCUCAACCCGACCAUGAGGCUGGUGUUUGAGAUCAGUCACCUCCGCACUGCUACUCCUGCUACUGUCUCCAGAGCCGGUAUUCUGUACAUCAACCCAGCAGACCUGGGCUGGAACCCGCCCGUCUCCAGCUGGAUAGACAGGAGAGAGGUCCAAUCAGAGAAAGCCAACCUGACUAUACUGUUUGACAAGUACCUCCCUCCGUGCCUGGAUACCCUCAGGUCAAGGUUUAAGAAGAUCAUACCUGUUCCGGAGCAGAGUAUGGUCCAGAUGCUUUGUUACCUGUUGGAGUGUCUGUUGACCCCAGACCACACCCCUCCAGACUGCCCUAAGGAACUUUAUGAACUCUACUUUGUCUUCGCUGCUGUCUGGGCCUUUGGUGGGGCCAUGUUCCAGGACCAGUUGGUGGACUACCGUGUGGAGUUCAGUAAGUGGUGGGUGACAGAGUUCAAAACCAUCAAGUUCCCCUCCCAAGGGAGCGUGUUUGACUACUACAUAGACCCUGACACGAAGAAGUUUGAACCCUGGUCCAAGAUGGUGCCGCGCUUUGAGAUGGACGCUGAUAUUCCUCUACAGGCAUGUCUGGUCCACACUACAGAGACUAUCCGUGUCCGUUACUUCAUGGACCGACUGUUGGAACGCAGACGUCCUGUCAUGCUUGUCGGGAACGCUGGCACUGGGAAGUCUGUUCUGGUUGGAGACAAACUGGGAUCACUUGACUCGGACAAGUACAUGAUCAAAAACGUCCCCUUCAACUACUACACCACCUCCGCCAUGUUACAGGCGGUGCUAGAAAAGCCCCUAGAGAAGAAGGCUGGUCGAAACUAUGGCCCUCCAGGCAGCAGAAGGCUGGUCUACUUCAUAGACGACAUGAACAUGCCAGAAGUGGAUGCCUACGGCACUGUGCAGCCACACACACUGAUACGACAACACCUCGACUACAACCACUGGUAUGACAGGAGUAAGCUGCUGCUGAAGGAGGUCCACAGUGUACAAUACGUGUCCUGCAUGAACCCAACGGCAGGCAGCUUUACAAUCAACCCACGACUACAGCGUCACUUCUCAGUGUUUGCCCUGUCCUUUCCUGGAGUGGAGGCUCUGAGCACCAUCUAUAGCUCCAUCCUGUCUCAGCACCUCAGGGGAGACGGCUUCAGUGCUGCCCUGCAAAAGAGCUGUCCAACUCUGGUCCAGCUGGCUCUGGCUUUACACCAGAGACUCACCUCCGCCUUCCUGCCCACAGCCGUCAAGUUCCACUACAUCUUCAACCUGCGAGACCUUUCCAACAUAUUCCAGGGUAUUCUUUUCUGUACGAGCGAGUGUUUGAAGUGUCCCGUGGACCUGGUCAAGGUCUACCUUCACGAGUCCAACCGUGUCUACAGAGACAAGCUGCUGGAGGACCGAGACAUGCAGGCCUUUGAUAAGCUCCAGGCAGACAUGCUGAAAAAGUUCUAUGAGGAUAUGGAGGAGACUCUGGAGCAGGUUGGGGAGAUGAACAUAUACUGUCACUUUGCCUCUGGAGUCGGGGAGCCCAAAUACAUGCCUGUCCGGUCCGGGAGCUCCCUCAACAAGACUCUGCUGGAGGUGCUGGACAGCUACAAUGAAGUCAAUGCUGUCCUCAACCUGGUGCUCUUUGAAGACGCUAUGGCUCACAUUUGCCGUAUCAACCGUAUCCUUGAGUCCCCACGUGGCAAUGCCCUAUUAGUUGGCGUGGGUGGCAGUGGCAAACAAAGCCUGACCCGAUUGGCUGCCUUCAUCUCUAAUCUGGAAGUAUUCCAGAUCACACUGAAGAAAGGCUACGGCAUCCCUGACCUCAAGACUGACCUGGCAUCCCUCUAUGUCAAAGCGGGCGUGAAGAACGUUGGCACAGUGCUGCUGAUGACUGAUGCCCAGGUGGCAGAUGAGAAGUUCCUUGUUUUGGUCAACGAUCUUCUGGCAUCCGGUGAGAUUCCUGACCUGUUCCCAGAUGAUGAGGUGGAGAAUAUCAUCGGGAACGUCAGGAAUGAGGUGCGGGGACUUGGAAUGAUGGACACCCGGGAAAACUGCUGGAAGUUCUUCAUCGAUAGAGUCCGCAGGCAGCUCAAGGUGGCCCUUUGCUUCUCUCCAGUGGGAAGUAAGCUGCGCGUGCGUAGCAGGAAGUUUCCAGCGGUGGUUAACUGCACAGCCAUUGACUGGUUCCACGAGUGGCCACAGGAGGCGCUGGAGUCCGUCAGCCUCAAGUUCCUACAGGAGGUUGACAACAUUGAGCCUGAACUGAAGGAGUCAGUGAGUAAAUUCAUGGCCUACGUCCAUAUCAGUGUGAACCAAACCUCCAUGGAGUACCUCUCCAACGAGAGGCGUUACAACUACACCACACCCAAGUCCUUCCUGGAGCAGAUUAAGCUGUACGGAAGCCUGCUGGCCAAUAAGAACAAAGACCUGACCAUGAAGAUGGAACGCCUGGAAAAUGGCCUGCAGAAACUCAACAGCACCUCUGCUCAGGUGGAUGACUUGAAGGCAAAGUUGGCUGCCCAGGAAGUGGAACUGAAGCAGAAGAAUGAAGAUGCCGAUAGGCUGAUCCAGGUUGUUGGUGUGGAAACAGAGAAGGUAUCUAAGGAGAAGGCAGUGGCAGAUGAGGAGGAACAGAAGGUGGCAGCUAUAGCUGUGGUAGUCACAGGAAAGCAGAGAGACUGUGAAGAGGACCUUGCCAAGGCUGAACCUGCCCUCAUAGCAGCACAGGAGGCCCUCAACACUCUCAAUAAGAACAACCUGACUGAGCUGAAGUCAUUUGGUUCUCCUGUGGUGGCUGUGACUAAUGUGACAGCCGCUGUCAUGGUCCUGAUGGCCCCGGGUGGUCGUGUUCCUAAGGACCGUAGUUGGAAGGCUGCCAAAGUGAUGAUGGCUAAAGUAGACGCCUUCCUGGACUCACUGGUCCACUUCAACAAGGAGAACAUCCCAGAGCCCUGCCUCAAGGCCAUACAGCCCUAUCUACAGGACCCGGAGUUCCAGCCAGAACUAGUUGCCUCCAAAUCCAAUGCCGCAGCGGGCCUCUGCUCCUGGGUUCUGAACAUUGUCAAGUUCUACCAGGUGUUUUGUGAGGUGGAACCCAAGAGGCAGGCUCUGAGCAAGGCCAACGCUGAACUGGCCGCAGCCCAGGACAAACUUACCCUCAUCAAAACCAAGAUCAAUCACCUUAAUGAGAACCUGGCCAAGCUGACAGCCAAGUUUGAGAAAGCUACGGCCGACAAGCUCAAAUGCCAGCUGGAGGCUGAAUCUACCGCUCGCACCAUCUCCCUCGCCAACCGCUUGGUGGGCGGCCUGGCGUCUGAGAACGUGCGCUGGGCUGAGGCGGUGGAGAACUUCAGAUGUCAGGAGAGGACUCUGUGCGGUGAUGUGCUCCUCAUAACAGCGUUUGUCUCCUACCUGGGAUACUUCACCAAGCGCUACCGCCAUCAACUCAUGGACAACACCUGGAGACCAUACCUCAGUCAGCUGAAGGUGCCCAUCCCAGUGACCCCUGACCUGGACCCACUGACCAUGCUGAUGGACAACGCUGACAUUGCGGCGUGGCAGAAUGAGGGCCUACCGGCUGACAGGAUGUCCACAGAGAACGCCACCAUACUCACUUCCUGUCAGCGCUGGCCCCUCAUGGUGGACCCCCAGCUGCAGGGUAUCAAGUGGAUCAAAAACAAAUAUGGAGAGGAUCUACGUGUCAUUCGUAUCGGACAGAGAGGUUAUCUGGACUCCAUCGAGAGAGCUCUGUCUGCUGGGGAAGUCGUUCUGAUCGAGAAUCUAGAGGAAACUGUUGACCCUGUUCUGGGCCCACUGCUGGGCAGAGAGACCAUCAAGAAGGGCAGGUGUAUAAAGAUAGGGGACAAGGAGUGCGAGUACAACCCCAGCUUCAGACUAAUCCUCCACACUAAGCUCGCCAGUCCCCACUACCAACCCGAGCUCCAGGCCCAGUGUACCCUGAUGAACUUCACCGUGACCAGGGAGGGUCUGGAGGACCAGCUGCUGGCUGCGGUGGUCAGCAUGGAGAGGCCCGACCUGGAAGAACUCAAGUCCAACCUGACGAAGCAGCAGAAUGGUUUUAAGAUCACCCUGAAGACCCUGGAGGACAACCUGCUGUCCCGUCUCUCCUCUGCCUCAGGGAACUUCCUGGGAGACACAGAGCUGGUGGAGAACCUGGAGAUCACCAAACGCACAGCCGCUGAGAUCGAGGAGAAGGUGAAGGAAGCCAAGGUGACGGAGGCCAAAAUCAAUGAGGCACGGGAGCACUAUCGGCCAGCAGCGACCCGGGCCUCCUUAUUGUACUUUAUAAUGAAUGACCUCAAUAAGAUCCACCCAAUGUACCAGUUCUCUCUCAAGGCGUUCAGUGUGGUGUUUCAGAAUGCGGUGCUCAAGGCAAAGGAAGAUGAAGUGUUGAAGAACAGAGUGUCUAACCUGAUAGACAGUAUCACUGUGCAAGUGUUUCAGUACACCACAAGAGGCCUGUUUGAGUGUGAUAAACUCACAUACAUCGCACAGCUUGUCUUCCAGAUCCUGUUAAUGAAUAAGGAGAUCAACCCCACUGAGUUAGAUUUCCUCCUGAGGUAUCCCGUCCAACCCGGAGUGACCUCUCCUGUUGACUUCCUGUCCAACCAUUCCUGGGGUGGUAUCAAGUCACUGUGUUCCAUGGAAGAGUUCCGCAAUCUGGACCGGGACAUUGAGGGUUCUGCUAAGCGCUGGAAAAAGUUUGUGGAUUCAGAGUGUCCAGAGAAGGAGAAGUUUCCUCAGGAGUGGAAGAAUAAGAGCUCCCUACAGAGACUGUGUAUGAUGAGAGCCAUAAGACCUGACCGCAUGACUUACGCCGUGAGAGACUUUGUGGAGGAGAAGCUGGGGAGUCAGUAUGUGAUUGGCAGGUCUCUCGACUUGGCUGUGUCCUUUGAGGAGUCUGGUCCAGCCACGCCCAUGUUCUUCAUCCUCUCUCCAGGAGUCGACCCGCUGAAGGAUGUGGAGAAACACGGCAGGAAGCUGGGCUAUACCUUCGACAGUGGUAACUUCCACAAUGUGUCUCUUGGCCAGGGACAGGAGGUUGUGGCUGAACGGGCUCUGGACCUGGCUGCCAAGGAGGGACACUGGGUUAUACUGCAGAACAUUCACCUGGUGGCCAAGUGGUUGGGUUCACUGGAGAAGAGACUGGAGUACCAUGGGGAGGGCAGUCACCCCAACUUCAGGGUCUUCAUCAGCGCAGAGCCUUCAGGGACCCCGGAGGGCCACAUCAUACCACAGGGCAUAUUGGAGAACUCCAUCAAGAUCACCAACGAACCGCCCACCGGCAUAAACGCCAACCUGCACAAAGCCCUGGACAACUUCAACCAGGAUACGUUGGAGAUGUGCGCCAAGGAGAACGAGUUUAAGAGCAUCCUGUUUGCACUGUGCUACUUCCAUGCGGUGGUGGCUGAGAGGAGGAAGUUUGGAGCUCAGGGCUGGAACAGAUCUUACCCCUUCAACACGGGUGACCUCACCAUCUCCAUCAACGUGCUCUACAACUACCUGGAGGCCAACUCGAAGGUGCCCUAUGAUGACCUGCGCUACCUUUUUGGAGAGAUCAUGUACGGAGGUCAUAUCACUGAUGACUGGGACAGAAGACUCUGUAGGACUUACCUGGAGGAGUACAUCAGGCCUGAGAUGAUGGAGGGAGAGCUGUGCCUGGCCCCUGGCUUCCCUCUGCCUGGGAAUAUGGACUACAACGCGUACCAUCAGUACAUUGAUGACGUACUUCCUGCGGAGUCUCCCUACCUGUAUGGCCUGCACCCCAACGCUGAGAUCGGCUUUUUGACGCAGACGUCUGAGAAACUCUUCCAGACAGUCCUGGAGAUGCAGCCCAGGGAUGGAGUGGCCGGCGAGGGUAGUGGGACCACUAGGGAUGAGAAGGUCCGGUCUGUGCUUGAGGAGAUCAUGGAGAAGUUACCAGAGGAGUUUAACAUGGUGGAGCUCCAGGGGAAGGCUGAGGAGAGGACACCCUACCAGGUGGUGGCGCUGCAGGAGUGUGAGAGGAUGAACACACUCACCCAGGAGAUAAGGCGAUCCCUACGCCAACUCAACCUAGGACUCAAGGGAGAGCUGACUAUGACCAGUGACAUGGAGAGUCUCCAGACAGCCAUCUUCCUCGACCUGGUUCCAGAGUCAUGGACCCGACGGGCCUACCCCUCCAUGUGUAGCCUGGCUCUGUGGUUCACUGACCUUCUGGGGAGGGUCAAGGAGCUGGAGGCUUGGGCCACCGAUUUCAUCCUGCCCUCCACUGUCUGGCUGGCUGGAUUCUUCAACCCUCAGUCAUUUCUCACAUCCAUAAUGCAGGCUAUGGCCCGCAGGAACGAGUGGCCGUUGGAUCGGAUGUGUCUGCAGUGUGACGUCACCAAGAAGAACAGAGAGGACUUCAGCACUCCUCCCAGGGAGGGGGCCUACAUACAUGGCCUGUACAUGGAGGGAGCGCGCUGGGACACUCAGACUGGCAUGAUGGUAGACGCUCGUCUGAAGGAGCUGACCCCCACAAUACCAGUUAUCUUCAUCAAAGCCAUCCCCGUGGACAAGCAGGAGGUGCGUAACGUCUACCAGUGUCCUGUCUACAAGACCCGACAGAGAGGACCCACCUAUGUAUGGACCUUCAAUCUCAAGACCAAAGAGAAGCCCUCCAGGUGGUCCUUAGCAGGGGUGGCUCUGCUGCUGCAGAUUUAAAGGAAAGAUUAGGGGCGCCAUUCUUUUGUUUAUUUAUUUGCACCCAAAGUUAUAAACGUACUUUUAGGUUUUUGUCACCUUCAUUAGACAUUAUUUUGCAAGCCAUCUUUGGAAUUUAUUUAACAGACUUUUUUUUUUUUUUUGCCUAUUAAUCUAGCUAAACAUUCACAUUAUAUGUUUUCUGUUUUUUUUUCCAAUUUUAUUUCUAGUUGAGAUCUCAUCUCACUUUUUGACCUCUCUUGAGUUGCAAAGGCCUAUGCCACAGCUGUGCCGUUGCUUCAGUGCCACCGUGGUUGAGUCCCUGGUUCUGCCAUACCGGCCGAGGACGAGUGUCUCUUCAGGGCCUUGCCAACUGACACACGCAUCAUCCGAGUGGGAGGGAGGUAUGGCCAGUGAAGGUUAUGGCCUGUCGAAUCCCUGCAUCUAAUGUUGGUUGUUAGAUAGAGGAGUUAUUCUCCAAGCAUGUUGUUGUCCAACUGACUUCCUGGUGAAGUAAGAUAAAAAAGCAGAACGGCACGAUGGGACGUACGGAUUUAAAAUGGAUUUAUUCAGUCUAAAUCCUAUCCUCCCUACCUGAAUAGAAAUCCUGCACAAAACACAUAGCUUUGUCCUGUAAUACUGUAAAAAAUCUGUAUAAUCAUUCUUGAAAAAGGCAUGUUCUACUCUGGCUCUCUCAAAUAGUAGUUCCUUCUUUUUCAAACACCUAUUUUGUAGAAUAAAGACUUAUUUAUUUAACCACUCAA